This is a messenger RNA of Scylla paramamosain (green mud crab), 4099 nucleotides long. RefSeq lists its product as uncharacterized. Gene Ontology annotation, biological process: protein ubiquitination; protein peptidyl-prolyl isomerization. The record is from RefSeq and is a predicted model, not a curated record. Bases 2169 to 3941 code for a protein of 590 amino acids. Gene Ontology annotation, molecular function: ubiquitin protein ligase activity; peptidyl-prolyl cis-trans isomerase activity. Lineage: Eukaryota; Metazoa; Arthropoda; Malacostraca; Decapoda; Portunidae. The transcript has 7 exons.
GCAGACCUAGAUAUCUGGUGACGAGGCGAGAGUGAGGCGAGAGUCGUCACUGAGGUAAGAGCGAGCGACACGUCCAGAGUGCUGCAGGAAGCGUUCAUCAUCGUGGCUGUCGUUCAAAAAGUCUUCUAGGGACUCAUUGCUCAUAUUUACUGUUUUAACCCAGGAAACAAGACAAAAUGAAACACGUAAGGUGAAAGAAGAAUGAAACAAGAAUGAAGAAAUGAAGAAGGAAAUAAAAAGUAGAAAGAAUAAAUGAGGGAAGAAGAUGAUAAACACAACAACAGGUAGCAAGAAGAGACGAGACGUGGCCACCGAGGAGAACAACAACAAGAUGCGGUGAGUCAUCACAACACUAACAAAGCUUGAGAUUAGCACAAGAUUACAAGAAGAGGUACUCAGGUGACCAUCACUGAAUUAGUAUACGAGGGAAGCAGAGGUCACCGGAAGCAGAUGAUGUGGACAACACGGACAGCCGGCACACCAUAGGAACCGCCGCCUCCUUGUUCCUGAUUAGAAGAUGCGAUUACCAAAGCUACUCGAGAAUGAACCUUAGUGAAAGUUAAGGGAAAAUAAACUGUAUGAUCGAAGUAUGGGAAGAAAAAUAUAGUUACUUGAAAAUGGAUCUUGCGGAAAGUAUAGGAAAAUGAACUGUAUGAUCAAAGUAUGAGGAAAUAAAUAUACUUACUCGAAAAUUAACCUUAUUGAAAGUUACAGGAAAAUGAACUAAAUGAUCGAAAUAUUGGAAAAUAAAUGUUAUAACAACGGAAGCCUUGCUGGGGCAAAAGGUUGCUAUAACAUCACGUGUAUAUUACAAGGUGUAGGAGACGGGAAUAGACAGAAACAGACAGAGAGACAAGCUAGACAGAGCUGUCAGACCAGAGAGGGUCAGGAUGGGCAUAAGGUGCCACACAGUUGCAAUGCAGUCACAGUAAAAUGUUGGUGUUAUAUAUUGACAGAGAGGGAUUGGGUAGGUGUGGGAUGUGUUCCUCAUUGAAUAUUAGCUGCCAGGUUUGUGUAGGAUGUGAUUUAUCAGUGAGUGUUAAAUAUGUGAAAUGAUUUGAAUCGGAAGUGUAAUGUGAAGUGUUCCAGAUAUUUAAUGGUAUUUAUCUGAAGAGAGAUGAAACUAUUUUCGUAGAUUUUCGUUGUUGUCGGAAGUCGUAUAUGAUCGUCUGAGUGUAAAUAUAUGUAAAUGACACAAAUUAGGUAAAAAUUAUAGAAACUUAAAGCGUUCCCUUGAACCCACAAAUGCCAGUCUUAUAGAUUAGGGACGCACCAACACCGUGCAACAUAGAAACACGACAUUACAGCGUGGCGGCGCCAGUGACAGUGAUGUGUGUUGCAUCACUCACAACAGACAGGACAGUAUCUCAUCAAUAAGAGGACCACACCUCGGUGAGGAGCAUUUGUCCCAUCACAGAUCUGAGAGGAGCAAGGAGGCGGAGUGUGACGCGCAUUGUGGCACCAACACAGAGGCAGGCAGCCUGAAGGAAGGCCAGCAACACAGAGGCAGGCAGCCUGAAGGAAGGCCAGCAACACAGAGGCAGGCAGCCUGAAGCAAGGCCAGCAACACAGAGGCAGGCAGCCUGAAGGAAGGCCAGCAACACAGAGGCAGGCAGCCUGAAGCAAGGCCAGCAACACAGAGGCAGGCAGCCUGAAGGAAGGCCAGCAACACAGAGGCAGGCAGCCUGAAGCAAGGGCAGCAACACAGAGGCAGGCAGCCUGAAGCAAGGGCAGCAACACAGAGGCAGGCAGCCUGAAGGAAGGCCAGCAACACAGAGGCAGGCAGCCUGAAGCAAGGCCAGCAACACAGAGGCAGGCAGCCUGAAGCAAGGCCAGCAACACAGAGGCAGGCAGCCUGAAGGAAGGCCAGCAACACAGAGGCAGGCAGCCUGAAGCAAGGGCAGCAACACAGAGGCAGGCAGCCUGAAGCAAGGGCAGCAACACAGAGGCAGGCAGCCUGAAGGAAGGCCAGCAACACAGAGGCAGGCAGCCUGAAGGAAGGCCAGCAACACAGAGGCAGGCAGCCUGAAGCAAGGCCAGCAACACAGAGGCAGGCAGCCUGAAGCAAGGCCAGCAACACAGAGGCAGGCAGCCUGAAGGAAGGCCAGCAACACAGAGGCAGGCAGCCUGAAGCAAGGCCAGCAACACAGAGGCAGGCAGCUUGAGCCAUGGACGACAACGUGGAGGAGUGUCCAGUGUGCCUCACCACCUUUGACGACACCCUCAGGCGGCCACACAACCUGCCCUGUGGCCAUACAGUGUGCUCGCCGUGCAUUGACGGACUGAAGCAGCAGGGUGCCGUCACGUGCCCCACCUGCCGGGCGAGUCACGCCGUGCCCGAGGCGGGCCAGUUCCCCAUCGCCUAUGCUGUUGAGGGACUGGUGAGGAGGCUGAGGGGUGCGGGACUGGCCUCUCUGCCAGCCGAGCCAGGGAAGCAGACAGCCCCACCAGUGACACGGCCUGCACCAAAGGCGACAACGGGACUCAGCAAGAGGGCACAGUCCCUGCUGCAGGAGCAGGAAGCGAAUGUCCUGGCUGCCAUCCGCUCCUGCCAGGAGGAGCAGAGCCAGCUGGCCGAGUACCUGACAACCCUCGGUGGCUGGAGCAGUCGCCAGCAGCGGCUGCAAGACGAGCUGCAGACGCUGGUGGACCAGAGCAAGAGUGCCCGGGAAGCGGUGCACCGCGAGGAGUCCCGGGUGGAGGGCAGGCAGGAGGAGGUGCGGCAGAAGGAGCAGCAGCUGCACGCCGCGCUACAGUCGCUGCGCACGGCCGCAACACGGCAGGAAGCUUACGAGGUCAUUGAGGACACAGACCUUCUGGUGGAGGAGGACAGUCAGAGAACAGGGGAGUGCCUGGGAGUGUUUCCCGACGUCCACGCCGUCACCUUCGUCACCAGGGUGGGUGUGGCCUCACACUUGUUGUGCUUGCAGGUCACUCUUCUGGCAACGGUGGCAGAGGCAUCGCGCGCAGCCCUGCAGGCCGCCACCGCUGCCGCCGCUGCCACACAGGCAGCCCUGGAGGCAGCGGGCACUGCUACUGCAGCCUCGGGGGACUCCAGCCUCCCAGCAGCCUGGCCCGAGGCCUCCUCCAUCGCGGAUAGGCUGCAGGCCCUGCUGGCGCCGCCCCUGACGGCGGCCCAUCACACCCACAGACCGGCUUCCCGGCUGCUCCGGCAAUUCAGCAAAUCCCGGCUGCUUUUUUCUUCUGGCUGCAUGAUCCCGGCUAAAAGCAGCUGUGAAUUACCCCGUGCCAAGGACCUGCACAGCCUAACACAGCGUGUCAGGGGCCUGGUGGAGGCUGGCCUUGUCUUCGCCGUCCACGACGUGGAGGGACAGACUCGGCAAGCAAGGAUCAGCCUUGAAGACGGCAGCCUUUACCUCCACUCCCUGCAGGCCCAGGCCCUGCCGAACUUCACCGCCACCCUGCAGAUGGGGGAGGUGGUGCCGGCCGUCCCCCCCUGCGAGGUGUUCCUGGACCUGGCGUGGCCCGGCAGCGUGGCGCGGCGGGUGGUGGUGAGUCUACCCAAGGACACCCCCAGGGGCCGGCAGUUCAUGCUGCUGUGCUCUGGCCAGCGGGGCGCCUGCUACGCCAACACCAGGCUGUUUGAGGUGAUGGGUGAGGGACAGCCGGGGGAGUGUGUGCGGGGAGGAGACUACCAGACAGGUGAUGGGAAGGGAGGAGCCGCCCUGCUGCCUCACCUUGACCAGGGUGACUACUGGCUGUCAGGCAAGGCGGGGGCUGUGUCGGGGUGGUGGCUUGAUGAACCUGCCUGUGGUGCUCAGUUCCUCAUCAUCACCCGGGACAUGCAGCGUGGUGAUAGAGUUUGGGUUGUUGUCUUUGGCCAGGUGGUGCGGGGCCUGGAGGUGGUGCAGGAGGCAGCCCGGCACCGCCCCAUUACUGAGGUGACUGUGGUGCAGUGUGGCGUGGUGCUGUCACGGUAGUGCUGCACCACACCACACACCACCACACCACACCACUACCAAUAUUAUUUUUUUUGUCAUUUUUUUUAAGAGGAAAGAAGCAAACACACAUACACACACACACACACACACACACACACACACACACACACACACACACACACACACACACACACACA